GUCGAGGCGGCAGCUCAGUGAGCCGAGGACCAGAUGUUGAGCAGCUGGCCGGAGGAGACGGGUCUGGCUGGAGGCUCGCCAUGACGACCACCAUGAUGCUGAUGAUGCUGAUGAUGGUGGUGAUGAUGAUGUCGGCCGGAGCCGAGGCCGAGAGUGGAGACGGAGACGGAGAUGGAGACCGGGACGAGGAACCCAGAAUCAGUUGCAGCUCUGACAUCACGACCCAUGAAUGCAGUCUGACCUGCAGGCUGGUCCCCGAGGACCCUGAGGACCCUGAGGACCCCGAGGACCCCGAGGAGGAGGAGGACAUUAAGAAGAUGACUCUGUGUUACAGAGACUACUUCAGCGGUGACAUGUUGAAAUGUCUGGAGGCUCCAGGAGACACGAUCCGGUCCAACCUGAGCGUCCUGUUGGACCUGAACGUGACGGUCUACCUGAAGACAGGAGAGCGGGUCUCAUUCUGGGUCGACAUGAAGAAGAUCGUCAAACCCAGACGUCCUCAGGUGUGGAACAUCACCCUGGACCAGAACCAGGCCCUGAUCCGGAUCAAGACCCCGUAUGACAAGGACUACCUGACCCUAGAGAACCAGCUGUUCCAGCUCCACAUCAGCACCACAGGGAAAGACACGGUCCAGAACAUCUCGUCCGGUGACGUCCUGCAGAUCGACAUGGACCACCUCCAGAGACCGUCCCGCUACCUGGUCCGAGUACGAGCCAUCCCUCAGAGCGACUACUUCCAGGGAACCUGGAGCGAAUGGAGCGAACCCAUCCCCUUCAACACUCCUGGUAAGAACUUCGGGUCUAGAACCGCUCCAGAACCCAGAAGGCCUUGGUCAACUCAUCCUCUUUCAGCUCCAGCCCUGAAGACCAAGGACAGCCCAGAACUGAUGAUGGUGGUGGUGGUGGUGUGCCUGGUCUCUGUGGUGGUGGUGACGUCCAGCGCCGUCUUCUUCUGGAAGAACAAGAUAUUCACCUACGUCUGGCCCAGCAUCCCUCACCCCAAACAGACCCUGGUCCAGAUCUGCAAACCCAAUAAAGGUCUCUUGUUGAACUUCAAGCCCGAGGUGUUCAGUUCUCUCAACGUCUACCCUCUGGAGAAGACCAACCUGAUUGUUCCUUCCGUGUCAGCUCCACCCCCAUAUGACCAUAGCCCCGCCCAUAGCUCCACCCCUAGCUCUGCCCACAGCUCUGACUGCAGCAGCGCCACCACCGAGGAGCUGGAGCUCUCCGCCCUCCUGAGUCAGAGCUCUGAUGGCGAGGACGGCCUCCGGAGCGCCGGCCCCUCCCCCGACGACACCCCCCGGCUCCAGGAGAGGCCGGUGCCGCCCCGGCCGGCAGAGGGUGCCACAGGGGGUGAGGGGGAGGCAUGUGGACCAAGUCCUCAGGAGGAGGCCUACGUCACCAUGUCCAGCUUCUAUCAGAUCAAGUAAGGACAGAGAUAUCAAACUUCUAGACCAGGGGGGUCAGACUCAUCUCAGUCCAGGGGCCACAUUCAGACCGGUUUAGUCUCUAGGGGCCAGACCAGUAACACAACAGACUAAUAACCUGUAAGUAACGACACUUUCACCACUUCAUUAUCAAAAUGUUUUUACGUUUAAUGAACUAGCCUUUUAAAAAUAUUUCAUCCAGAACCUGAAAUUUCUUCAGAAAAACCAGUGCUGCCACUUGCUGUUGAGUUCUGGUCUCAGUGUUGUGUUCUGUCCGUGACCCCUGGUGGAAAAACUCCAAAUAGACCCCAGUUCCACAGAAAAAUUCCUCUUAAUAACUUCUCAUUUCCAAACUCAUGCGGGGGCCAGAUUAGACCCUCUGGUGGGCCGGUUUUGGCCCACGGGCCGUAUGUUUGACCCCCCUGCUCACAGACUCUAGUGCCACCAUGAGGUCAACUCUCUUCCUUAAACAUUUACUAUCAGGACUCUGGGUCCAGCGCCUCCAUCAGGUUGUUUGAAUGUACUGACCAUAGUUAACACCUGGACUUUAUUAUUAUUAUUUUGACUCUGAAAAUGUUCUGUGAGUAUAAAUGUUACAGAAACCUGGAACUUUAAUAUGUCACAUUCAUCUGUUUAUAACUUACUGGAUGUUGUAACUGUUGCUAGUGAAAGGACUGUAAUGACGCCAUCUUGGCUCUAAGGAGAGCCGUCUCUGGUUUCUGGUAGUUACAGUAAUCCAGAGAGAACUUCAUGUGUGUUCCCACAUUCACACUAACGACAUGGAACCAAUCAGAAACAAGGAAGAUAUGUCACAUGUUCUUUGAAACGCUAACGGUGGCGUUAGAACCAUCUGACAAGUCUUCAUACGUCCUCCUGGAUGAGAACCACACUUCAAACGAGAACCUCCCGAAGAACCACAACCAUGUUUUUACACAUUCACAUAUACACACAUACACAGUGUACAUGUACAGUGGUGUCACCGUGUUCCUCCUUCCUGGUUCCUUAUCUUUUUACAUGUUUGUCUCAGAUCAUCAAACUAAUUUAAAUAUUAGUCAAAGUCUGUGAUCGAUUCAUUUAAAUGAAGUUUUUUAUUAUUGAAGAGAAACUAAAUCCAGACCUUCGUGGUCCUGAAGUCCAGUUCCUCCAGCCCCACCCAGACCUGUUCUCAGUGUAGAAACCACCUCAACAGGACCUGGUCCUAGAGAGACCCUCCACAGCGAGACCUCAGGCCCAGAUCCAGAGACAUUCAGGAACACAUGAGAAAGAACGUCAAAGAAUGAGUCUGGAAAAGGUUCUAAAGCCAUUUCUAAAGCUUUGGGACUCCAGAGAGUGAGAACCUGAAAAAAAUAAGACCUCAGGAAGAACCGACACUUUGUCACACGCUGUACGAUGGUAGAACCUCAAAAGAACCUCUGUAGCACAAAAGGUAUUAACAGUCACUGCCUUCACUCUAUAACGUGGAACCACUGUAGCAUAUAGCAUGUAGCAUGUUAGCUCUGAGCUCGUUGUUUAGAACCACCCAAAGGAUCCUUUAGAUAAAACUCCAUUAGAACCCAAAGACGUCUGUAGGGAAGUGUUCUCCUCUGUUCUAUAACUAACCUCCGUCUUUAGAGGAAGGAACCUUGACCCGACUGGUUUGUGUUUGCUGUCGUCAUGGAGACGCCGACCACAAAAUGCUGCUUCUCAUGUUUCCUCUCCGCGAACCCAGGAAUGUAGCUUCGUUUCACCCACGAACUGUAUAUAGACCUCACUAUAUAAGAUAAUAUAUCAGUAUAUAUGUAUGAAUGUAUCAGCAUGUUUCAUCUCAUUAAUAAACCUCAUCAUCCAGA
Mugil cephalus (flathead mullet) is the source of this 3256-nucleotide messenger RNA. It is a transcript of the gene il7r, whose product is annotated as interleukin 7 receptor. Gene Ontology annotation, molecular function: protein binding; cytokine receptor activity. NCBI's taxonomy places the organism in Eukaryota, Metazoa, Chordata, Actinopteri, Mugiliformes, Mugilidae. Gene Ontology annotation, biological process: positive regulation of receptor signaling pathway via JAK-STAT; hemopoiesis; cytokine-mediated signaling pathway. Gene Ontology annotation, cellular component: membrane; external side of plasma membrane. Bases 81 to 1430 code for a protein of 449 amino acids. The transcript has 7 exons. The record is from RefSeq and is a predicted model, not a curated record.